CUUCAAAGAAAGAAGUUAUUUAUUCGCUGUACUCUGCAAUUUCAAGAAAAAGAAGCUAUUUAUUUGUUGUGCUCUGCAAUUUCAAGAGAGAGAGAUAAAAGAGAGACGUAUGUUAUAUUGAGCUAAACAUCUUAGAGAGAGAGAGAUUUCAUAUCAAGGAACUGUAGUUUUCAAAUAAAUUGGUCAUGGAGAGUGCAGUCAAGAAACAAUGCAGGAAUGUUGAUGAGGUUGCAAUGUAUUUCGAGUUGAAUACAGGGGCAAGGAUUCCAUCUGUUGGUUUGGGAACAUGGAAAGCACCUCCUGGUGCUGUAGGCGAUGCCAUAAUCGCGGCCGUUAAGGCCGGGUAUAGACACAUUGACUGUGCACGAGUGUAUGAUAAUGAAAAGGAGGCGGGGAUAGCUUUGAAGCAUUUGUUUUCAGAAGGCAUUGUGAAACGUGAAGACCUAUGGAUCACCUCGAAAUUAUGGAACUGUGAUCAUGCACCGGAAGAUGUCCCCAAAGCACUUAAUGAAACUCUAAAGGACCUGCAACUCGAUUAUAUCGAUCUUUACCUUAUCCAUUGGCCCUUUCGAGCCAAACCUGGCAUGAGAGGGUGGGAACCAGAGGUGAUGGCCCCACUCAACCUUCCUGAAACUUGGAGUGCCAUGGAGGCCUUAUACUCAGCAGGCAAGGCACGUGCCAUAGGAGUGAGCAACUUCAGUUGCAAGAAGCUCCAAGACCUCCUCGCGCAUGCGAGGGUUACACCAGCUGUUAAUCAAGUCGAGUGCCAUCCUGUUUGGCAACAACCCAAGCUUCAUGAUUUCUGCCAAUCCAACGGCAUACAUUUGACGGCAUAUUCUCCACUAGGUUCACCAGGCUCUUGGAUUAAAGGGGAGAUAUUAAAGGAUGAAACCCUGAAAAUGAUUGCAGAGAAAAUUAACAAGUCUCCUGCUCAAGUUGCUCUGCGAUGGGGACUACAGAGUGGUCACAGUGUCCUUCCGAAGAGCACCAAUGAAUCAAGGAUCAAAGAGAACAUCGAAUUGUUUGAUUGGUCCAUUCCAACUGAUCUCUUCUCCACGUUCUCUGAGAUUCCACAGACAAGGUUGCUUCGCGGGGAAUUUGCUGUACAUGAGACAUCCAGUCCUUACAAGAGUAUAGAGGACGUGUGGGAUGGUGAAAUAUGAAUUACUAUUUGCUCUCAAAUCUUCCCAUAAUAAAUUUGCAUGAGCAUUAAGUUCUCAUGCACUUCAUCUUCACUAAGGUCGUUUAGAUACCUGGAAGUAUAUUAUUCGUGAAAUAUAUUACGGGUGUAAUACAUUACUGCGUAAUACAUUUCCUGUAAAUGGAUUGGUACUGUUUGAGUAGUAUUUAGAUGCAA
This is a messenger RNA of Amborella trichopoda, 1357 nucleotides long. RefSeq names its product NADPH-dependent aldo-keto reductase, chloroplastic. NCBI's taxonomy places the organism in Eukaryota, Viridiplantae, Streptophyta, Magnoliopsida, Amborellales, Amborellaceae. The record is from RefSeq and is a predicted model, not a curated record. Gene Ontology annotation, molecular function: oxidoreductase activity.